Molecule: messenger RNA, 1059 nt
Organism: Prunus armeniaca (apricot)
Lineage: Eukaryota; Viridiplantae; Streptophyta; Magnoliopsida; Rosales; Rosaceae
Source: the annotation of a GenBank genome assembly
AUGGUCAACCUAAAUUGGCCAGAACGGAAGAGAAGCAAACCAACGACAGAAGCUAGUUCCAGCAGAGACAGAAGAGUUAUGAGGGAGACUAGUCAAAGGCCAAAGGCAACCAUCUCGGCUGGGGUAGUGCUUUGCAGUACUUCCAGAGACCAGUUAUGCCAGAAAAGGGAAGAAUCCGAAAGUACUCCCUUAGACAGAACGAACAACCUGCCAGCCACAAAAGUAAAAGCAAAAUCUCCAAGCAGAUCCUCUAUCCAUAUUGCCUCAUCCUCAGUCAAUCAGUUUGAGCCUUCACAAGCACAAGGUGAAUCCGAACCUAUUCCAGUAGAAGAACAAGAAGACUGGACUGAAGAGUAUGAAGAGGAGCAACUAGACUAUGAACCAUCUGCAGAUGACCAGAAUAGACUCCUCGAAACAGAAGAACAGGAAGAUUGGACAGAAGCAUAUGGGGAAGAACAGAUGGAGUAUGAUGGAGAACUAGAUGAAGAAACAGAGGCUUUUGGUGCAGAAUUGGAAAGCUUGUUGCAAGGAGAUCUGGGCAUCAAUAUGGUCUUUGUCUUGCCAGAAGAAUUCAGGGCAACAGAGUGGCAAGAAAACACAUUGGAGGGAGAUGUUAUCUCCCAGGAAAGCUUUGAGUGCAGAUUGGCAGAAGUAGAAGAGGCACUAGAACAACAAACACCUACUGCCAAGACAGGCGAAACUGCCCUGAAACCAGCUACAGAACAACUUUGCUUCUCCAAACCAACCAAGGAGAUGGCCAAUCACCUCAAACCUCUGUUCAUAACAGCAAACUUUGGGGGUAUUCCUAUUCCCAAAGUGAUGGUAGAUGGAGGUGCAGCCAUUAAUCUUUUACCCCACAGAUUGUUGAGUAAGAUGGGAAGAACAGAGAAGGAUCUAAUUCCAACACGUUUGACUGUCACCAACUUUGCUGGGAGCAUCACCAAGACUCAUGGAAUCCUAUAUGUGGAUGUCAUAAUUGGAACCAAAGAAUUAAAGAUUGCAUUCUUUGUGGUAGACACCACUUCUACCACUUAUAAUGCACUGCUUGGCAGGGAUUAG